GGUGGGAGGAACCUGGAAGGGUUAAAGGCAGCAGAAGGCAGAUUAAAUGUUGAGUUAUUGCUCUUCUGCGUUCCUGAUCUCUAGUUUUCACACGACUUUGGUCUCAAACAGGCGUUUACUGACUACUGAAGGUUGGGUUGGAGCUUCAGCUGAACUCAGAUGAUUAUUAGUUUACUCUAGGAGCUCAGACCCGAGAAAGGAGGUAACAAGUUAAGAGAUGAUGAAUUCAACACAGGUUUCAUAUUUUAUUCUGAGCGAUUACAUCGACGCCAAGCUGUUGAAAUACUUCAUCUUUGUGUUGCUUUUCUUUGUGUACGUUCUGAUCGUUGGUUGUAACGUUCUGCUCAUCGUGGUCAUCUGUGUGAACAGGACUCUACAUGAACCCAUGUACAUGUUUCUGUGCAGCCUGUUUGUGAAUGAGCUGUAUGGAAGUACAGGCUUGUUUCCCUUCCUGCUGAUUCAGCUUCUCUCUGAUGUUCACACCAUUUCUGCUCCUCUCUGUUUCCUGCAGAUCUUCUGUGUUUGUACUUACGGAGCUGUGGAGUUCAGUAACUUAACCAUCAUGUCUUAUGACCGCUACAUGGCCAUCUGUUAUCCUUUGCAUUAUUACACACAGAUAACGAAGACGAAAGCUGGAGUCUGUAUAGCAGCAGCCUGGGUAACGUCAUUCCUUUUGGUUGUUACGACCACAUCCAUGAGUUUCUCCUUGCAGCUGUGUGGAAACAUCAUGAACAGAGUUUACUGCAACAACUACUCUGUGGUGAAACUAGCCUGUUCUGACACUACAGUUAAUAAUAUUUAUGGACUAAUUAUUUCUGCCUUGGGUCUCUUUGUCCCGGUGGUUCUGAUCAUCUACACCUACAUGAGGAUCCUUAAAGUGUGUUUUUCUGGAUCCAAACAGACCCGACAGAAAGCCGUCAGCACCUGCACGCCUCACCUGGCUUCCCUGCUCAACUACACCUUUGGUUUUUGUUUUGAUGUGAUUCAGAGCAGGUUUGACAUGUCAGGAGUUCCUAACGUUGUAAGAAUAUUUUUAUCUUUGUACUUUCUAACAUGUCAGCCUCUUUUGAACCCUCUGAUGUACGGCCUGCACCUGUCUAAAAUACGCAGCCUGUGGAAAAAGUUGUUUUGUACCAAGUGGAGGUAACAGCAUCAGCUUUGAUCUGACUGACUGAUGAUGCUUUUGACAUGUUCACACAGCACUGAUGUUAUUUUGUAUCUGAUAAGUUAUUAAAAUAAUAAUAAAACCACCUUUAAACUGCUGAAAGUUUAAACCUCUUUCUUUAGCAUUCUUCUUAAAGCUACAAUGUUCAAAACAAGUUAGUGUAGCGUCAUGAAUGUCCUGUUUUUGACCUAAAGGUCAUGAUCUGCUGCGUCUGCUCGAGCAGAGACAUAAAGUCUCUGACAGCCUAAUCUACAUGAGAUAGUGGCCAAGGUCUCUCACGCACUCUGCUCAUCUGAACUGCUUCACCUCUGUUACAGCGAAGAUGAAGACGAAGAACUAUUUUGAUAAACACAUAAUCAACAACUUUGUUAUUACCCAAUCAAUCGAUCAAUCAAUCAAUCAAUCAAUCAAUCAAUCAAUCAAUCAAUCAAUCAAUCAAUCAAUCAAUCAAUCAAUCGAACCUUUAUUAAUCCCAGAGGGAAAUUAGAGUUUCAGUACACACAUUUCAUAGAUCAGGCAUACAUGGGCAAGACACAUGACAAGAAUUGGUGACUGUGGUCAUUCGCAACCCUGAGUCGCGCUACCUUAAUAGAGAUAAGAGGGUUACAUGAGGAUUGGUUCAGGUGGAGGGAAAAAAAGGCACUUCAGAGUUA
Nothobranchius furzeri (turquoise killifish) is the source of this 1818-nucleotide messenger RNA. RefSeq names its product olfactory receptor 10R2-like. Lineage: Eukaryota; Metazoa; Chordata; Actinopteri; Cyprinodontiformes; Nothobranchiidae. Gene Ontology annotation, biological process: detection of chemical stimulus involved in sensory perception of smell; G protein-coupled receptor signaling pathway. The record is from RefSeq and is a predicted model, not a curated record. Gene Ontology annotation, cellular component: membrane. Gene Ontology annotation, molecular function: odorant binding; G protein-coupled receptor activity; olfactory receptor activity.